Messenger RNA from Aureobasidium subglaciale EXF-2481, 597 nucleotides. RefSeq lists its product as uncharacterized. The transcript is spliced from 2 exons. The record is from RefSeq and is a predicted model, not a curated record. NCBI's taxonomy places the organism in Eukaryota, Fungi, Ascomycota, Dothideomycetes, Dothideales, Saccotheciaceae. The coding region runs from base 161 to 586 and encodes 141 amino acids. Gene Ontology annotation, molecular function: oxidoreductase activity.
CUUCAAUCCCCGGAGCACCCCUCCAUCCGAUCAUUGAAUAUGGAAGAAUCCUAGAAUAACAAUUCUCCGAAGGAGUUGUAUGGGGUCGCCAAAUGCUUUCAACUUUCUACAUAUGUAUCACCAUCCCUCUCAAUGAGACCACGAAACAACAUCAGUCGUCAUGGUCCUAGAAGCCGGAUAUCCAAACACCACGGGCUUCCGCAAAGUCGUCAAAGCCACAAUCUUAGUCAAGAAGAAGCCAGGCCUCAGUGAUGCAGAUUUCAUCUCACACUACAACACCAAACACGCAGAGAUGGCAAAGGGAGUUUUGAUGAAGCAUGGGUGUAUCACAUAUAGUCUUACAUAUCACCUCCAACGAGACAGAAACAUGAUGCAAGAUAUGUUGAAAGGGAAGGCAAAUCUCCUACCUUAUGAUGCGAUUUGCACUUUUGUGUUUGCUGAUUACAUGGCUUUUGCACGGUUCAUGUAUGAUCCUGCGAGCAAGGCGUUGACGGGCGACCAUGAUAACUUCAUGGUCGAGGAGGAAAUGAAGAUGAUGGUUGGAGACGAGUUUAUGGUGAUUGAAGAUGGGAAGAUGGUGUCAUGAGGAUGAUUCAG